CUCAGAUCUUGUUCUUUCAUUGAUCUUUCUUUCAUUCGGCUUCUAAAAAAGUCUGAAGCCUUGAUCUGUUCGUGUGCAUCUUGGUGGUCAGCGCUGCAUCAAAAGAAAAAAACGUCUGGAUGCAGAUGAGCUCUACAACAACAGACAGAGACGUUACUAUUGACAGGAAGAGCUGGAUGAUGAGUGCUGCUGAGACUAAGUCGACCCUGGAGUCCAGACUGGACGCCCUGCAGAGCCACUUCACCUGGGACCUGGUCUUUGGAAAGUCCAUCCUUGUCCGUCUCAGGGACACGCUGAAGGACAUCGGCACCGAUGAAAGAAACUUCUGGCUGGGUCAUGUUUACAACCUGCAGGGGUUCGUCCACUAUCACAUGGGAUUAGUUGAAGAGGCCCAGAGUUUCCUCAGCAAGGCCACCGAGGCUUUCCAUCAGAUUAGGAAGGGGGACUCGGAUGAGGGUCCCUGGUUGUUGGUGAACUAUGGGAACCUGGCUUGGCUGCACCACUACCUGGGUGAGGAGGAGGAGAGUGAGCGUUACCUGUCAAAGGUGGACGGCCUCAUGAAGGAGUACCCAUCUCCAUCCGAGGACGAGCUCCACCCAGAGGUCUACGCUGAAAAGGCCUGGACCCUGCUGAACUUUGGCAAAGACGCGAAGAAACAAGCUGCAGAUUAUUUCCAGAGAGCCAUCAGGAUGCAGCCGGACAUGGUGGAGUGGCAGACCAGCUACGUCCUGGGGUUGGUGAACGCUUUCAACUACAAGACGAAUCUGAGCACCGACGUCUUGGAGAAACUACGAGCAGCGACGGAGAAGGAUCCAGAGAACAUGUACCUCGCUAUUCACUGUCUCGAGCAAAAGGCAAAGGAAGGAGAAGACAUGGAGGAGAUAAAGGAUGAAGCUCGUGAGCUGGCUGAAAAGAUUUCAGUGAAUCCUGUCAGCAGCUACAGUGGUAUGAAAGCAAUACUGAGGCUCUACAAGAAAUACAUCUCCUACGAUGACGCCAUUAAUCUGGCAGAGGAGGCUCUGAGGAAGCAUCCAGACGAUCGCUACCUGAAGAGGUGUGCAGCGCUUUGCUACAAAUGGAAGAUCAUUUUUGACAAGGACAUUCUCCCAACACAAAGCAUGAUGGACAGAGCCAUCAGUCUCCACAGGGAUGUGAUCUCACUUUAUCCCGACUCUGCUCUGGUGAAGAAGAUCGACCUUGCUAAUAUUUACGGCAAAUCAAGUCAGACCAUGCACAAAGCAGAGCAGAUCUACCAGGAGCUGCUGGAGGAGGACAUGGAGCUGAUGGAUAAACAGGUGCUCUACUACCGCUACGCCAGAUACUUGGUCUUCGACCGCGACGAGCGCAACAUGUCGAUAGAUUAUCUCAUGAAGGCAGCAGAGAUACCUCAGUCAUCCUUCUUCCGUGAGAACAGCAUCAAAGAGUUGGAGAAGAUCCUGAGACGAAGAAAGAACCGACGGUGCAACGACAUCCAGGAGUUUCUGGAAAACCUGCAGGACUAUAAUCCUGAGCUGCUGGAGGAGCAGAUGGAGCUGAUGGAUAAACAGAUGCUCUACAACUGCUACGCCAGAUACUUGUACUACGACCACCGAGAGUACAACAAGUCAGUUAUCACGUGA
Mugil cephalus (flathead mullet) is the source of this 1619-nucleotide messenger RNA. RefSeq names its product interferon-induced protein with tetratricopeptide repeats 1-like. The transcript is spliced from 3 exons. The coding region runs from base 120 to 1619 and encodes 499 amino acids. The record is from RefSeq and is a predicted model, not a curated record. Gene Ontology annotation, cellular component: cytosol. Gene Ontology annotation, molecular function: protein binding. Lineage: Eukaryota; Metazoa; Chordata; Actinopteri; Mugiliformes; Mugilidae. Gene Ontology annotation, biological process: defense response to virus.